Molecule: messenger RNA, 549 nt
Organism: Racocetra fulgida
Lineage: Eukaryota; Fungi; Glomeromycota; Glomeromycetes; Diversisporales; Gigasporaceae
Source: the annotation of a GenBank genome assembly
AUGCAAGGUUAUUAUUACAAUUAUUAUAUAAGCAAAAAUGGUUCGGUAGUUUUAUAUGAUUUAGAAUAUCUUAUCGAACCAAUGAAUGUCGCCCCUUUUUUAACCCAUGGAAAAUGGAAAUCAACUACUUUGCCCAUAUUAUCUUUUAUUCUUCUCUUGGCAAUGCGCCGCAACCAUUGGGGUUUAAUAACUUGGGAACAUUUAACAAUUUUGGAUUCGGCCAAAUCCUGGUCUUACCGAACUUGGUGUAUCGCUGGUUCAGGGGCUGGUUGGAUCCUUUUUUGGGAAGCUUUAAAGUUUUGGUUUCAUGUUCCUUUCAAUUAUACUGCUUCCUUUGAUGAUGGAAUCGCUUUAUAUCAUACCGAUCUUUCUAGAUUUCCCAAUUUAUUUGAUAUUCUUUGGGGUAGCAUUAUCUCUGGAAUAUUUAUGAUUUGCUGGUGGAGUUUUUGGACCUUUCAAUAUCGAGGUGUUGUUUGGAAAAAAGAAUUGAAAGAAGGCGUGGUAGUUUGGUCUUCUGAUGGGUUAGUUCAAGUCGGUGGUGUUUGUUAA